GAUAAUGAAUCAGCUUCUUAGCUUGAGCAUAGGAGGAUCGAGUUACUUUCAACAAGUGAAUGAGAGUGAGGCUGAAAGAGCGAGAAAAUUAGCAAGGUUAGUAGAUUUGGACCUUAACCAUCCACCUCCUAGUGAGAACGUGGCUCUAGCUGCUCCUUCGAGUGUCCAAUCUCAACAACAAUCUUCGGAUGCUCCUGAUGAUGAAUGUCUAAUCAUAUCACCACGGAAGUUUGAAGAGGCCAUGAAUAAUUCUCAGAGAAAUCCGUCUCGCAGAGUAAGAAGCAAUACAGAAGAUUUUACUGAAGAUUGGAUCUUUGCAUUUGUCAAGUUACUCCCUCAUUUAGAAUCUUACUCUUAA
Molecule: messenger RNA, 358 nt
Organism: Rosa rugosa (rugosa rose)
Lineage: Eukaryota; Viridiplantae; Streptophyta; Magnoliopsida; Rosales; Rosaceae
Exons: 3
Coding region: 5-358 (117 amino acids)
Source: RefSeq, a predicted model, not a curated record